Messenger RNA from Rubroshorea leprosula, 1646 nucleotides. The record is from the annotation of a GenBank genome assembly. Lineage: Eukaryota; Viridiplantae; Streptophyta; Magnoliopsida; Malvales; Dipterocarpaceae.
CUUACCAUAAUUCUCACUCUUCUUAUUCACGUUCACGGAACAGCAGCAGAAACCCUGUUUUGGGUUUUGUCUCCAGUCUCACAACCCUUCACUGCUUCAAUGAGAAUCCGAUCUCAGACUAAAAAUUCGCUAACUGCUGCAAGGGUAGGGUCCAGUGACAAGGUGACUCCAUUGAUGCCAAAUGAUGACCAGCAUUUCCUGUUGUAUUUCAUCAUGGGUACCUACUUUGGGCCUGAUUUAAAAAGAGAGAAGCCCCAAAAGUCAGUUUUGCAAAGAAAAUCUGAGUGCCUUCCACCAUAUACUUCUGAUCAACUAGCUGGAUCACAUAUUAAAACAGUAGAAGUAGAGAGGGUAUACUUCCAUGUGCUUAGGAAGGCACAUCAAUCUUUUGUUGUGAAAGCACCUAUUAUUGACAAAUUUUUGAAGGGCAAUCUCUUCAUCCCCCCUGGUCAUACAGCUGCUGUCUAUCCUCAGUUUCCUGAUCUUUUUCCUCUUGAAAUGCAUCCACAUUCUAAGCUGGGAAAUAGAUAUAAAAUCAUCAAGAACAUUUCAUUUAUUAACAAUCCAGAAGUUUCUUACAUCAAGCCAGAAGAUAUUGCACGGUUUAAAAGGUUAACUGGGCUAGAGGACUUGCUAUUGGAUAGAGAUGCUGCAAGGCUGCAUGUUUCAAGGAAUGGUGGUGAUCCAUACAAUGUGGCAUUGCAGGACGCUGAAACUAAUGGAAAGUUGCCUCCCACCAGAACUCCUUGUGGCUCCAAAAGACAAAGGAAAGUAAAUGACAUGCUGCAAAGCAAGGAUCAAUGUACUCAAGAUCUGGAACCUAGCAAUUGUAUGCCAUUUAGCAGUGCUCCUGUGACAUCUGAAGCUCCUACUAAAGCCAAACAUGAGCUAGAUGCUUCAGAGAAAGAUAGUCCAGUAAUGAUAUUUCUUCAAUCUCACCCAACGAAGCAGGAGUUGGCUAACAUGGUAGCUGCUACUAAAACUGGAUUUGCAUUAACUGGCAGUGCAGCCAUGGGGCAUGUGGGGCCAAUCAUAGGACAAAUGGAUAUUGGAGAAUGUGAAGACUCUUACCUCUUCCGUGUGUCUCUUCCAGGGGUCAAGAGAGAUGAAAGUGAAUUUAGCUGUGAAGUUGACAAUGAUGGUAAAGUAUUGAUAAGGGGAGUGACAACAACUGGUGAGAAAAGAGUAUACCGAUACUCUCAAGUGUUUGAAAUGCAAUCACAGAACCUUUCCCCACCAGGACAUUUCUCAAUCUCAUUUCAGCUUCCUGGGCCAGUUGAACCUCAGCAGUUUUCUGGUAAUUUUGGCACCGAUGGGAUUCUUGAGGGAAUCGUGAUGAAAAGACCAACAAAUUGAUAUAUAGGAGGAAAAUCGGAUCCAUGAUAUGGAAGGGUUCUUUCUCUAAGAAAAUGCCCCAAUUGUUUGACUGGUCUAAUCUCGUUUGUAUUAGUGUAGUGAUGAUGACAUGGAUUAAGCUGAAAAUAAUCAAAUUGAGCCUUCUUUGUAAGGCUCUGCAAGCCUUAAAACCUGCAUCAUACACAUUAGCUUCUUGAUAUUAUUCCAUGGCGUGGUGUGGCUUGGAGCUGCAUAAUCUAGAAGCUUUGUCAUCUGAAUUUUAUUUGUACCAAGAAAAUUCAUUUAAUUUA